Messenger RNA from Phacochoerus africanus (Common warthog), 3554 nucleotides. RefSeq names its product PLAG1 like zinc finger 1 (gene PLAGL1). Gene Ontology annotation, molecular function: DNA-binding transcription activator activity, RNA polymerase II-specific. The record is from RefSeq and is a predicted model, not a curated record. NCBI's taxonomy places the organism in Eukaryota, Metazoa, Chordata, Mammalia, Artiodactyla, Suidae. The transcript has 9 exons. The coding region runs from base 1054 to 2445 and encodes 463 amino acids.
UCCUCGCGGACGCGCCGUUCCGGCUCCCGGGCUCCGCCUGUGCGCGGCCUCCUCGGCGCAGCCAUCCUCGCGGCUGCCGAGGGCGGCAAAGCCCACGGCAUCUGCCAUUUGUCAUUCAGCCCGUCGGUACCGCCCCGAGCCUUGAUUUAGACACGUCUGGGGCGGAUUCUGGCCUCACUCUCCUGGCGGACGGACCGACGGACGGACGGGGCGGCUCUCCUCCCAGCCCAGCGGACCGCGGGCCUUGGCGCGCGGGGCGCUUUCCCGGGUCGCCGUCAUGGCCGCGGAGGCGGCGCGCCCGAGCUGCCGCGCCUGAGUUCCGGGGGGCUCCGGACCCCGCAGGUUUUACGACAGAGCGUGUCUAGAUCUGGACCUUUCAUUCUCCUGGAUUAAUUGUGUUCCCAUCUCUAAGGUUUUUCCUGCCUGAUUGACACCAUAGUCAUCAUUGGCUUUUGAUUGCUCUCACGUCUGAUGUGGCCUCAGUUUCAUGUCACAUCUACCCCUCUGCACCUCAGACUUAGAAAGGUAUUUGCAUAGGCAUCAGCGGAGUUAAUCUUGUUUGAAGCCUCAAGCUUCCGAGAGGACUCGCUGCCUGCCUCGGAGCCGUCUCCUGUCGCCGAGUAGGGUGAGCCGUUACCCUCACACACUUCCUGGGAAGGAAUCGGCCUUUUCUUUUCCCUAGAAUGGUAACCGUAUUAGGACAAUAGGCCCUGUCGAUAAUUAGACACUCCGGUGAUCCAGGACAUGCCCCAGCUCUGGUGAUGCAGAUUGCCUUUCUGCUCCUGGAACCUCAUCUGUGCCUCAGACUUUCUCCUCUCAGCCUGAGCCUGCGUGGAAACUGGGAUGUGGGAAGCAGGAAGCAGAGCUAGUGGUAACUGAGAGGCCCAUGUCUGGGUAGAACCAGGCCCAGGACCACGAGGCUGCCUCCCCCCCUGGCCUGGAUUCAGCUGCUGUGGCUCUGCUGAUGUGCUCAGCACCAUCCUUCUAUUUGUACUUAAAUGGCACAGCAUUUGGUCAGCGUAUCUGAAAAGGAAGGUGUGAGAGACAAAGCCCAUGGCCACCUACCCCUGCCAAUUAUGUGGCAAGACGUUCCUCACCCUGGAGAAGUUCACUAUCCACAAUUAUUCCCACUCCAGGGAGCGACCUUACAAGUGCUUGCAGCCAGACUGUGGCAAAGCCUUCAUUUCCAGAUAUAAAUUAAUGAGGCACAUGGCUACCCAUUCACCCCAGAAAUCUCACCAGUGUGCUCAUUGUGAGAAGACUUUCAACCGGAAAGACCACCUGAAAAACCACCUCCAAACCCACGACCCCAACAAAAUGGCCUUUGGGUGUGAGGAGUGUGGGAAGAAGUACAACACCAUGCUGGGCUACAAGAGGCACCUGGCCCUCCACGCGGCCAGCAGCGGCGACCUCACCUGCGGGGUCUGCGCCCUGGAGCUAGGGAGCACAGAGGUGCUGCUGGACCACCUCAAAGCCCACGCGGAAGAAAAGCCCCCUAGUGGAACCAAGGAAAAGAAGCACCAGUGCGACCACUGCGAGAGAUGCUUCUACACCCGGAAAGACGUGCGGCGCCACCUGGUGGUCCACACAGGCUGCAAGGACUUCCUGUGUCAGUUUUGUGCCCAGAGAUUUGGGCGCAAAGACCACCUCACGCGACAUACCAAGAAGACGCACUCACAGGAGCUGAUGAAAGAGAGUUUGCAGUCUGGAGACCUUCUGAGCACCUUCCACUCCAUCUCUCCUCAGUUUCAACUGAAGGCUGCCCCACUGUCUCCUUUCCCUUUAGGAGCUCCUGCACAGAAUGGGCUUGCAAGUAGCUUGCCAGCUGAGGUACACAGCCACACCCACAACCCCUCGGAGCAAACCUCCCAGCCUGUACAAGCGCUGCCAGAGCUCCUGGCCCCCCUCCACCCCGUAGCACCCCCCACCUCUCCCCCCCAACCCCUCCAGAAUCACAAGUACAACACCAGUUCUACCUCAUACUCCCCACUUGCAAGCCUGCCCCUCAAAGCAGAUACUAAAGGAUUUUGCAAUACCAAUUUGCUUGAGGACUUGCCUCUGCAAGAGCCUCAGUCACCUCACAAGCUCAACCCAGGUUUCGAUCUGGCUAAGGGAGGUGCUGGUAAAGUAAACCUGCCCAAGGAGCUACCUGCAGACGCUGUGAACCUAACAAUACCUGCCUCUUUGGACCUUUCUCCCCUGUUGGGCUUCUGGCAGCUGCCCCCUCCUGCUACCCAGAAUGCUUUUGGGAAUAGCACUCUCACCCUGGGGCCUGGGGAAUCUCUGCCCCAUAGGUUAAGCUGUCUGGGGCAGCAGCAACAAGAUCCCUCACUAGCCAUGAGCACUAUGAGCCUGGGCCAGCUCCCCCUCCCUCCCAUCCCCCACGUUUUCCCAGCUGGCACUGGUUCGGCUAUCCUGCCUCAUUUCCACCAUGCGUUCAGAUGACUGGUUUUUAAAGCAUACUUUUCUUAGUCUGGAAGGUGUUUUAAAAAGCAUUUGAAACAUCAGUUAUGAUACAAGGAAAGAUUUGGAAAGCAGGACUGGAAUAUAGCAUAUUCAGUGAUGACUGGCUUGAGAGAAGAGAGUUCUCGAACUGCAUGUAUUGUGCCAAUCUGUCCUGAGUGUUCAUGCUUUGUACCAAAUUUAAUAAGCAAGUAUUCUUUAAUGGAACUACAACUAUUGUCAUAACCGACAUCCAUACGAGGGCUGCUAUAUAUAGGUGUUUGUCAAAUGGAAUUUAAUCGUAAGCCAUGAUCAUAAUAAUGUUAACUAAGUAACUUUAUGUGGCACUGCCUAGUAAGGGAACUAUGGAAAGGUUUGGAUCUCUCCAAAAUGGGAGGAUUUUUAAAAUAUGAAAAUAACCUUUAUAUUGCAUAUUAUUACUAGGCUGUGUAUUUCUUUUCAGGGAUUUUUCUACCUUCAGGGUUGGAUGUAGUUUAGUUACUAUUGCCAUAGCCAACCUGUAGUUUUACAGAAACAAUUUCUUGUGGAAUAAUAGACGUCUCCAUUUUAAAAAAGCAUUUUAAAUGUAGUUUGAAUAUUUUCCACAGGAUGCUACAAUGUGAGUUAUCACUUCAUUUAUCUUAAAGACUAAACUGAUUGUCAGUUACAUCUGACAGAAAAAAAAAAAAAAUCACUGUGUAACCAGGUUAAGUGGUAAAAUAAUCCAGGCGUCAGUCAAAAAAGCAUUUUGCUGACUUUAAUACUGAUUAUAUUUUUAACAGGAAUUUAAAAAAUAUUACUGGAAUUUUAAAAUAUAUAUAUAUAUAUAUAAAACAAUUUCCUUUGCUCUGUCUGGCUUAAAAUACUACUCUGCUUAAAUAUUUUUAAUCACCAGUAAUAAGUAAAUGCAUUUUAAAAUUCAUCAUUUAAGUCAAUAUUAGUUUUAUUCAAAAAAGGUAACGUUUUACAAUGUAACUGUAUCUCUUGAAUUUGGUAUCUAAUGCGUUUUUAAAAUAUAAAACCUAACCUUUUUUAAAGCUCCUUUGUCUUUUGUGUUUAGAGGCUUUCUAUAUGAAGAUAUAUCUUACAUAUAAUAAACUCUACAAAUUCUG